Frieseomelitta varia is the source of this 6401-nucleotide messenger RNA. Its product is annotated as midasin-like. NCBI's taxonomy places the organism in Eukaryota, Metazoa, Arthropoda, Insecta, Hymenoptera, Apidae. Gene Ontology annotation, molecular function: ATP hydrolysis activity; ATP binding. Gene Ontology annotation, cellular component: preribosome, large subunit precursor. The transcript has 15 exons. Gene Ontology annotation, biological process: ribosomal large subunit assembly; rRNA processing. The coding region runs from base 212 to 6307 and encodes 2031 amino acids. The record is from RefSeq and is a predicted model, not a curated record.
GCGAGGACUGAAUAAAUUGAAUAGACGUUGCAAGAAAAUAGACAUGUAUAGAGGAAUAGUAUAGGGAAAUUUUUGGUUAGGAAUCGGAGAAUGAUACGCUUUGAGAGGCAACUUCAGCCAAUGCCGUCAGAAGCACGUGGGCAGUCAAGCCCAUUGAUUUCAAUAUUUAUCCGGGUUCGCACGUGUGAUUAAGACUUUUAAUUUUUCAAAUAUGUUUCUCCAAGGUUUGACAACUCUUGUCAAACGAAAGGGGAGUUAUGCUGAGAAACUCGCAUCCUUUAGGAUUGACAAAGAACCAGACAAGAAUGACUAUAAAAGAAUUCUGGAUGUACUAUGCGAAUUCUUGAUGAAUCCAGAGUCCACAGAGGAUGUUGCCGAAUGUUUUCCACAGUUACUGCCAGCAUUAAUUUCUAUGAGCAUUUCUAUGGAUAAAAUUUCUUUUAAUGAUGGGGAUUUGCUUCAUAAAUUGAAUUGUGUUAUCUUGGGAAAAUUGCUUCGCAAGAAUUCGGAUAUCUUAGUAUUCGUCCUACAUUAUUUUGAUGUUAAUCCAGCACCAUUUGAAUCUAUAGAAGUUGAUCGUAGUGAUCUUUCAAAGAGAUGCACCAAGAGAAAAGUAGUAUCUAUCACAGAAAUAUCUGAUUAUGAUUUAAUAACUGCUUGUUACGAUAUUCUAUGUAGUUCGUCUAUGUAUUUUAAGUAUACUUGGAAUUGGUCUAAAUUUUAUAAAUAUCUGUCUCAUGAAGAUGCAGCUGUUAGAUGGGUAGCGAUGAAUUGUGUCGCUAUUGUAUUAGGAAUGUCAGAAUCCUGUUAUCUAUAUCAUGCAAGUGAUUUUAUUCCUAAUAUCGAAGAGUUUCAAUUUUCAAUUGAAAAUGAAAAAGUUAAUCAAAGUAAUGUAACGUUUGAAGAUACCGAGGAAAUGGAUCAAAUUCUCGAUGUACCCUCGGUAGUAUCAAUUGAAGGAGUUCUACUUCCAAUAUUUAAAAAGACUAGAAGUAGAAAUGAAUUGAAUUUAGUUCCUGUACCAUCUACCCGACAAAAUCUACGGAACUUGGCUUUCGCUGUGUCUUCCAAUAAAUGCGUAUGUUUACAAGGUGCGGUUGGAUCGGGAAAAACUGCGUUAAUAGAAUUCUUGGCACAAGCUACUGGUCAUGACGCAGAGAAUUUUGCGAAAGUACAAUUAGGUGAUCAGACGGAUUCCAAGAUGUUAUUAGGAAUGUACAGAUGUACUGACAUUCCCGGAGAGUUUUUAUGGCAGCCAGGAGUACUAACUGAAGCUGUAUUAUCUGGCAAAUGGUUGCUCUUAGAAGACAUUGAUUGUGCUGCGACAGAUGUUAUCAGUGUUAUUGCACAACUUGUAGAAACUAAAACAUUAUCUGUCCCUGGAUACAGAGACUUGAUACACGUAAAAAGAGGAUUUCAAUUAUUUGUUACUAGAAGAUUAACUUCUGCGGGAACACAGAAGUCGUUUCAAAUGCCAGUACAAAAACAAUGGUUUUGUGUUAACGUAGAAUCUUUAUCAAAGAAAGAACUUGUGACAAUAGUUCAAGUUUUGUUUCCAAUAUUACAUACUGUAGCUACAAAAAUUGUUGACGUAUAUUUAUUAUUUUCUGCUGGAGACCAUGAAGAUGACACUGUAAAUAAUGUAAGGAACAGUAGACAGAUUUCUACCAGGGAUUUAAUCAAGUGGUGUUCUAGAGCUAUUGUUGAUUUUGAUGUAUCUUCGCCUGCUUCAGCAUUGAAAAUCUUGCAAGAUGCCUUGGAUGUUUUUUGCUGUUCAGUGCCCAAUUCUGUGCAACGUUUGAAUUUAGCAAUAUCAAUAGCGCACAAACUAGGUAUUGUAAAAACAAAAGCAGAAUUUUUUUCUGAAGUACAUAAACCAAUUGUAAAUCUCCACAAAGAACGUUUCGUAGUUGGAAGAGCAAAGCUAGAAAUAAAAAAGAUUGAUAGAGUUAAAUUGACACCGAGAAAUUCAAAUUUUUCAUACACAAGACCGUCCGUGUGUCUUUUAGAACGGAUAGCUAGUUGCAUUGUUCAGAAAGAGCCAGUUCUUUUAGUUGGGGAGACUGGAACAGGAAAGACAACUUGUGUACAAUAUCUUGCCCAAAUAACGUGUCAUAAAUUAAUAGUAAUAAAUAUGAAUCAACAGAGUGAAAGUACAGAUUUACUUGGUGGCUAUAAACCGGUAGAUCUCAAGCUUCUUAUCCUUCCGAUUCGCGAGGAAUUCGAAAUUUUGUUUCGAUCUUAUUUCGCGAUCGAGCCAAAUAAAAAGUUUUUGAAUCACAUCGGACGAUGUUUUGAAGAAAGAAAAUGGAAGACGUUGACUACUUUAAUGAUUCAUAGCACUAGCGCUGCUUUGAAGAGACUAGAAGCAUCUUCGAAAAAUCAGGAUGAAAUAGAGCAUUCGAAGAAAUGGGGAAAACUAGCAGAGAAGUUAGAGAAACUUCGGUCUCAGGUGCAGAGUCAGUAUUCCUUAGCAUUUUCUUUCGUAGAGGGUAGCCUAGUCAAGGCACUGAAAAAUGGAGAUUGGGUUUUGUUAGAUGAGAUCAAUUUAGCUACUGCAGAAACGUUAGAGUGUCUUUCUGGUUUGUUGGAAGGAUCUUGCGGAUCUUUGUCCUUGCUAGAGCGCGGAGACAGAGAAUCGAUUAAAAGACACGAAGAUUUUGCAAUUUUUGCUUGCAUGAAUCCUGCAACGGACGUUGGGAAGAAAGAUCUUCCCAUAGGUCUAAGAAAUAGAUUUACAGAAUUCUUUGUUGACGAGCUCACAGAGAAAUCCGAUUUACAACUUUUGGUGAGUUCGUAUUUGAGCGAUUUGAACCUGCCACCGGAAAAAAUUGAAAGCAUUGUUAAGUUUUACUUGAACGUAAGGAACGAAGCAGAAGCGAAUCUUCUUGAUGGAACGGGGCACAAGCCGCAUUACAGUUUGAGAACUUUAUGUCGUGCUUUAAGCGUGUCGGCACAAAAUCCCUGUGGGAAUAUAUUGAGAUCUUUAUUCGAAGCAUUUUGUUUAAGUUUUCUAACGCAGUUAGAUAGCAAAUCGUACCCGCUAGUACAAAGAAUGAUUGUAAAAGCCAUUUUAGGAGAGAAAGCUGCAAGUGCUAUUAUCGGAACUCCAAUUCCAAGGCCGCGUGGACGCGCUGAAAGUUUCAUGUGUUUUGAAAGCUAUUGGAUUCCUAAAGGUGAUCUAGAACCACAGAUUCCAGAAGAUUAUAUUCUCACAGAAACAGUAAAGCAGAAUUUGAAAGAUUUAGUGCGAGUGGUAUCCAUUGGUAAAAUGCCUGUAUUAUUGCAAGGUGAUACGUCUGUUGGAAAGACCAGUUUGAUAACAUACUUGGCAAAAGCUUCUGGACAUGUCUGUGUUAGAAUUAACAAUCACGAACACACUGAUUUGCAAGAAUACGUGGGGACUUAUGUAGCUGAUUCAUCAGGAAAAUUAGUUUUUAAAGAGGGUAUUUUAGUGGACGCUAUGCGUAAAGGAUACUGGAUAAUUUUGGACGAGUUAAAUUUAGCACCUAGCGAUGUUUUGGAAGCUUUGAAUAGAGUUCUUGAUGACAAUCGGGAAUUGUUUAUUCCUGAAACUCAACAAGUUGUGAAAGCACACGAUAAUUUUAUGCUUUUUGCUACGCAAAACCCUCCAGGUUUAUAUGGUGGAAGAAAGGUACUAUCACGUGCAUUUAGAAAUAGAUUUGUCGAGUUGCACUUUGAUGAAAUUCCACCUACAGAACUUCAAGUGAUUCUACAUAAAAGAUGUAAGAUGCCAGAAACAUAUUGCAAACAAGUGAUCAAUGUAAUGACAGAGCUCCAAGUACGAAGAAAGAGCACUGCAACUUUUGCCGGGAAAAAAGGAUUUAUAACUCUUAGAGAUUUGUUCCGCUGGGCUGAACGAUAUCAUCUCGCACCCACUGUUGGAAGCGGUUUUUACGAUUGGAGUCAACACUUAGCCGACGAAGGAUAUCUGGUUCUCUCUUCAAAAGUUCGUCAUCCAGAAGAAUGUCUAGAAAUCAUAGAAGUAUUAAAGAAACAUCUAAAAAGAGAUGUUGUUCCAGAUAAUCUAUUUUCACUCUCUGAAACGACUUCUACCGUGACUAAGCCAAUCUUGGAAUCUCUUCUAUUAAGAAAGAUUCCAGGAUUUGAACAUAUAGUCUGGACAUAUCAAAUGCGUAAAAUGGCGGUACUUCUUUCGAAGGCGUGUGAGUUCAAAGAGCCGGUACUAUUAAUUGGCGAAACAGGUGGUGGCAAAACGACAGUGUGUCAACUGCUGUCUGUGAUUAGGCAACAAGAACUUAGUGUUGUUAACUGCCACAUGCAUACAGAGGCUUCGGAUUUUCUCGGAAGUCUCCGUCCAGUUAGAGAACACAGAGAAAACCAGAAGCUGUUUGAAUGGGUCGAUGGCCCUUUAGUGAAAUCAAUGAAAAACGGAGGCUUGUUUUUGGUAGACGAAAUUUCUCUGGCGGAUGACAGCGUACUCGAAAGGCUAAAUUCUCUUUUAGAACCUGAACGUAAACUUUUAAUUGCUGAAAAACCAUCAGCCGAAGUAAACGCAACAGUAACUGCACAUGAAAAUUUCGUCUUCGUUGGCACAAUGAAUCCCGGCGGUGAUUAUGGUAAAAAGGAACUUUCACCCGCUCUUAGAAAUAGAUUUACGGAAAUUUGGUGCGAAGGUUGUGUUUCAUCGGACGAUUUGAAGCGUAUUAUGGUACAUAAUUUACAUCAAAAAUACAAGGCAACAGUUUCUACAAUGAUAAUAGAGUUCAUUGAAUGGCUGAAAACAACAGAAAUAGGGAAAAAACUUGUUGUAAGUGUUAGAGACAUACUUACGUGGGUCAAUUUUGUUAAUUGUUGCGAAGAUUUAGAAAUAGAAGAUGCUUUUUACCAUGGUGCAGCUAUAAGCUACAUUGAUGGGCUCGGAUCUGGUUUGACUGCCGCAGAAAAUCCAAAGAAGUUGAAGAAUUUGAAGGACUCGGCGUUGAAAUUUAUUGAACAGCAAACACAGAGUACAUUAAAAUCUAAACUAGUGUUAAAUUAUGAAGAGUUUGACGUCGAAAAUUACGAAGAUAAAUUCGGAAUACAUCCAUUUUACGUCAAGAAAGGAAAUGAACGGAUUCCAAGCAACAUAGGAUUUGCUUUUGCAAGCCCAACAACCAAAAUUAAUACUCUGAAAGUUUUACGUGCCUUGCAAUUAAAGAAACCAAUUUUAUUGGAAGGUAGUCCAGGCGUUGGCAAAACUAGUUUAGUUUCUGCACUUGCUAGAGCAUCUGGACAUCGUCUUCUCAGAUUAAAUUUAAGUGAUCAAACGGAUAUUUCGGAUUUAUUUGGAGCUGACUUACCAGUAGAAGGAGGGAAGCCUGGUGAAUUUUCAUGGAGAGAUGGUCCUUUCUUAAGAGCUCUCAGAAAUGGAGAUUGGAUUCUUUUGGACGAAUUAAAUCUUGCAUCACAGUCGGUUCUUGAAGGAUUAAACGCCUGUCUUGAUCACCGUGGCGAAGUUUAUAUUCCAGAAUUAGGAAAGUCGUUUGUCGUAAUGCCAGGAACUCGAUUAUUUGGUUGUCAGAAUCCUCUUCGUCAAGGCGGAGCUAGAAGAGGGCUUCCAAAAUCAUUUUUAAAUCGCUUCACGCAAGUGUUUGUAGACGCUCUGGAGCAGAGGGACCUAAAAUUUAUUUUAAAUGCACAAUUUCCGGAAUUACCGGAAGAUUUGCUCGACAAGAUGAUUCAAUUCAACGAAGAAUUAAGCUCUCAAGUGGGAACCAGUUGGGGCCAUUCUGGAUCACCUUGGGAAAUGAACCUUAGGGAUGUCAGCAGGUGGUGUGAAAUAACCAUGGCAUCUUUCAAAAAGUGUGCAAAGAGAUCUAUCAAUCCCGGGAACGGUGCUCAACUAAUUUACGUGAAUCGAAUGAGGACAAAUGAAGAUAAAAAAAAUGUGAUCGAGAUGUAUAACAAAAUAUUCUCACAAAACGAAUGGGCCUUGCCAGAGGCAGAGUAUCCGGUCCACUUGACCAGAGAGAAGGUCUUCUUGGGAGACGAAAUACUGCAUCGCAGCGAUUCUGCGGUGUACGAGAACGACGAUUUGUUGCUCCUUAGAGAACAGAAAAUUGCCCUCAAGGGACUUGCGCAAUGUGUUAACAUGAAUUGGAUGGCCAUUCUGGUCGGUGGAUCUGGAACCGGGAAGACCAGUCUCGUUCAUCUCCUCGCAAACCUGGCUGGACAGAAGUUGAAAUCGAUCGCCGUCAAUUCUGCAAUGGACACUACGGAAAUUUUGGGCGGUUUUGAACAGGUAAGUCAUUUCUUUUUUCUUGCAUGUUCAAUGUAUACGUAGUAAGACAGAAAAUUCUGUCUGUUAAUUGAAACCGUGCAAAUACCUCCUAUUUUUGUGUCAAUUAUUUAUUGACAUUAUUCUGUAUUCACUACGA